UGCUAUGUUCCGUCUCUAUGGCAGCACUCCGGAAAUGAAGAGGCUGUUUUUAUGUGGAUGCGGGGGGCAGGUGUGCGUCACAGAUGCAGAUACAGUUACAGAGGUGCCGCGAUCACUCGAGUCACUCUGAAAUCAGAUAUCAUUAAACAUGUCUAUUUCGACAUUUCAGAAGCUCACUCUAGUGUCAUGCGUGGUGCUGUGCGUCGCGCUUCUGCUGCCUAAAAUGCUUUUAUCGCGAGGGAAGAGGGACACCCCGCACUCCGAAGGGCCCGCAGGUCAUUUUCCUCCCAUGCCUCAAAGACCGCCUGUAUCUGAGGAGCAGCGGCACUCUGGACGCCACUUCUCCAAAGCCCACAACCCUGAAGCCAUCGCCCGGGCCAAAGGAGCCGGCACUGGCCCCAGCACUGGAGGGAAGUCCAACCUCGCAGGGCAGAUCAUUCCCAUCUACGGCUUCGGGAUCUUACUGUACAUCCUUUACAUUCUGUUCAAGAUCACGUCCAAAGGCAAAACAGCGAAACCUCCAAAGAGCCGAUUCACUGCUGUCAGAUCAGAAAACAUGAAGAGGAAAAUAACUGAUUUUGAGUUGGCUCAGCUGCAGGACAGACUGAACGAGACGAAGGAUGUGAUCGAGAGAAUCAUUUCUGCAGCCAGCGCUAGCUCAGACAGUCUUGGAGGAGCGGUGGCCGUGGAUGAGGAGCAGCAGUUACUGUACCAGCUGCAGGAGAUCACGCGCGUCAUGCAGGAGGGCCAGUUCGUGGACACAGUCCCAGCAAACACUGACAACUCCUGCGGCCGCGAGUGGGACGGUCUUCCUGAGAAUGGCGGGAAAGAGCCGGAUGAGCGUUUCUGUCGUGUUCAUUCGCCUCACGUGAGCUCAAAUGCACAGAUGAGAGAUGAGACGAGUGCGGAGAUGAACCGUCCUGAUGAAGAGCCUGUCAGCGAGCAUGACGAGAAGACAGAUGGCAACAGAAACACAAAGAUAGAGGACAUUUCUUUGCAUAACUUCACCAGCCAAUCACAACCAGAGACAGACACUCUAACAGGAAGUGACAUCACAUCCGGCCCAGUGUCAGAACACAGCAUCAUCAGGCGGAGAAACAAACUAUAAACCACCUAAAUAAUAAAAAUGCAUUGCUUUAUUGAAGAUUAGUUUGCUGCAUGGGCGUCUUUCACCUUAUAUUGAGCGCUAAAUGUUUUCAACUGUCUCUCAGUGGACGAUGUUUGUUAGACACACAGGAAAGAGCAGCUGUGUCAACAUAUCACACAUGAGCCCUACAGCUCUAAACUGAUGAGUACUGAUGAUCAAUAUCCUCUCUAUUGUACAGGUACCUCAGCCUGUGUUCAUAAUGUAAACAAUAUGCAAACAGGGUUCUUGUGUUCAG
Cyprinus carpio (common carp) is the source of this 1382-nucleotide messenger RNA. RefSeq names its product RIC3 acetylcholine receptor chaperone b (gene ric3b). The record is from RefSeq and is a predicted model, not a curated record. Gene Ontology annotation, cellular component: neuron projection; intracellular membrane-bounded organelle; neuronal cell body. Lineage: Eukaryota; Metazoa; Chordata; Actinopteri; Cypriniformes; Cyprinidae. Gene Ontology annotation, biological process: protein localization to cell surface; synaptic transmission, cholinergic.